AUGUUCUACCUGAUAUUGGUACUGUUGAACCUGUUGCUACUGGAAUCGAUCAACUUCAUAUACUGCGCGGCUACCGAGAUUCAGUUCGAACGGUUCGAGCAGCAGUUGGGCUUUCAUUUAACGAACUUUUCCGGACUUCGGGUACGGAAGUUCAAUCGGACCACCUGGAUACUGGAUGGAGAGGGCGAAGUUUUCGUAGAUUUCACCGAUGAGUAUCAAAUAUCGCUGUCAAUGGCGCGCAGCUCCCUAGGCAAUAACCAGUGGAACGAGUACCCCGUGAAAAUCUCCAAGAACAAGAUGUGCAGUUUUCUCAACGAGCACUACAAGGAAUAUCAGCCGUAUUUUAUUGAGAGCACCAGUUUUCCACGCGUUGGGGAAGAGUGGGUUUGCCCCUUUCCGAAAGGGCGUUACUGUGUCCGUAACUUUGCUCCCAAUGGGGCCUGGGUACCGAGUUUUGUUCCAUCUGGGUAUUAUAGGUAUACGGCAUCGAUAUUUGACGCCAAUGAUGAAAUUGUACUUCAGUUUAUUGUGUUUAUGAAGAUGAAGCAAGGCUAUAUGUGA
Topomyia yanbarensis is the source of this 561-nucleotide messenger RNA. RefSeq lists its product as uncharacterized. The coding region runs from base 1 to 561 and encodes 186 amino acids. NCBI's taxonomy places the organism in Eukaryota, Metazoa, Arthropoda, Insecta, Diptera, Culicidae. The transcript has a single exon. The record is from RefSeq and is a predicted model, not a curated record.